GAGGUAGAGAGGCAGGGUGGUGGAGCCGGACCACCCUGGGCAUUGAAAGCACUGUCCCGAACAGCUCCUUUUGGGGGGAGGGGGAGGUCCUGAGAGAACACGGACACAUCAACCAGGGAAGGUCCUCACAUGUUGCCCAGGGACGCCAGGAAAACCAGCUCAGGACCAGGGCAGACGGGGCAGUCCCGCAGCCAGCGAGCCGGGCGCGCCGCCGCCCACUUGCGCUGUGCCCGCCGCAGCCGAACCCGGCCCGGGCGGGAGCCGAGCGGAGAGCGAGGAUCGCGAGCCCAGGCCCGAGUGAGCGCGCUCGGCCGCCGCCGAGUCGGCACCUGGAGGACAUGGAGGAAAGGCCAGCAGAGACCAACGCCAAUGUGGACGACUCGGCGCUCCCCUCGGUGGCCCAGCUGGCUGGGCGGUUUAGGGAACAGGCAGCCGCUGCAAAGGAGACACCAGCCAGUAGACCAACAAGAAGGAAACCACCCUGCUCCCUCUCUCUGUUCCCCCCCAAGGUAGAGCUGGGCCAGAAUGGUGAGGAGAAGUCACCACCCACUGCAAACCACCCUCCUAAAAUGAAGGUGAAGAGCUCGCCUCUGAUUGAGAAGCUUCAGGCCAAUUUAGCCUUUGAUCCAGCUGCCCUGCUGCCUGGGGCAUCACCCAAGAGUCCUGGUCUUAAGGCCAUGGUGUCACCAUUUCACAGCCCACCUUCUACCCCCAGCAGCCCUGGCGUGCGCUCUCGGGCCAGUGAGCCUGAGGAACCACCCGUCAGCUUCGACCAGCCUCCUGAAGGCAGCCAUCUGCCCUGUUACAACAAGGUGCGGACGAGGGGCUCCAUUAAAAGGCGCCCUCCCUCCAGGCGAUUCCGAAGGUCCCAGUCGGACUGUGGGGACCUGGGGGACUUCAGGGCAGUGGAGUCCUCCCAGGAGAAUGGUGCCAAGGAAGAAAACGGGGAUGAGGUGUUCCCAGCCAAGGGCAAGGCCCCAGGAUCCCCUCCUCAGAGCCGGAUGUCCAGCAGGACAGAGAAGCCAGAGGAGAAGGGCAGGGCGGCAGAGAAAGCCCAGCAGCCCGAGAAGGCCAUGGGGAACUCCGAGGAGGGGGCAGGCCAGCGUCCAGCCCAAGCCUCCAGCCCAGAAAGAGAGGAUGCAAGUGGGAGUCCCACGGAGGAGAAACCAGCUGGAGGGCAGACGGAAGAGCCCUCAGAGGUGAAGGAGAAGGCGGCAAGUGGAGAGGAGGAGCCCGGACAGAGGGGCCCAGACACAAAGGGGCCGGAGGAGGGAGCUGGGGCAGAGGAGACUCCGAAGAAGAGUCUCCCUGGAGAAGUGGAGGGGGGCCACAGCUCAGAGCAGGAGACCAGCAUGGAAAAGCAAGAUGAGGGGACCGGCCUUGAGCCAGGCUGCAACCCUGGCACCAGCCAUACCCAGCCGGACACCAGCAGUGAGGUUCUCAAGACAGAGGAUAACACCCCUGUCCAGGAAAUUAAAAUGUGAAGAAGAGCAUAUGGUGCCUCGUGAUGAAGCUGCUGCUCGAGCCAUCCCUUUGGAAGUAGCUGCAAUGAUAGGAGCAGCAGCACAGGAAGCCAUCGCAGAAGCGGACUGGGCUGAGGGUCUGGAGUUAGCCUGAAGACAGGUUGCAGUUUCCCGACCUCCACACCAUCACCAGCUGAGACUGGAUCUGAGGGCAGCAGGCUUUUAUCAAUCAGCUUGAGUUUGUGUCACUUGAUGGAACGUGGUUUAAAAAAAAAAAAAAAGUAUUUAAAACAAUGUGCAGUGGUGCCAACUCCCCAGGGAUACUGGUCCACCUGUGGAGCCCAGACACUGCCCACACCCACCUAUCUCUAUCGCUGACCUCAGAACGGGACUAGGAUUGAGCUGAUCUGAUUUGUUUUGCAUAAAAGGACAGCCUUUUUACUGUUCUAAAGUUUUCACAGUCCUCAAAUGUAAGUAAAAACUCAUUUCAGGUGGCUAGAAACAAGAGUAUCGCUGGAAAUAGAAACCCUGUAAGUUAUGGAAGAGCGUAAGAAAUCCUGUAAAUUACGAGACAGCCUUUCAGCUCUGUCCAAAUUUAAACCGGCCAAUGGAUUUUGAAAACAUUGCACUAAAAGAGGUAAUUAUUGAAACAUUAAAAAAUAUGUGUCCGUUCCAGCAGCAGGAGCUUUUCCCCUCUGCCUGGUAGUUCCUUAGUUGAUGAUAUGCUGGGAGGUAAGCAGCUCUGCUCACUGGCUGAGGAGGAGGAGGCAGGGAGCAGCUCCUUUGGAGAGGCAGAGUGUCAGGUUUCAGGCUACAUUUCCUCCUCCUGAAAGCAGCAGAGCACGACAACCUGAGCAAUGCCUGCCCUCUGCUUUAUCCUGGGGGAAGGAAGCUUGCCCUUCCAGAAGGGGGCCCUCAAGCAUGGAUUAGGUACCUCUUGGGAGGUGCUUUGAGCAUCGUGAUGUGCAAGGUACAUAAUGAGACCGUCCUUCCUGGCUUUCCCCACUUGAGUGGAAACCCAGCCUCUCCUCCUGGACUCGGGAGGGGUGGGAUAGCUCUUGCUUUAAGGGUUCUAUUUGCAGAAUGCAGGAGAUUCAUCAGCAACCCUUUUCCGGACAUAGCUGCUCCCCUCUUCACCCACUUCUGCUGAAAGAUGCUCAUCCAAAACAUAUUUAAUUUUUGGAGAUGGUCCUUACUCAGAUUUGAGUAUUUCAGUGUCUCAACAUGCUGAUUUGGUGAGUGGAGCAGUCGUUUUUCUGAAGGUCUCUUAGACCACACUCUACUCUGACUUCAGAAAGUAGCCUCUCAGACUCAAAGCUGAAAGAUGCUCAUCCAAAACAUAUUUAAUUUUUAGAGAUGGUCCUUACUCAGAUUUGAGUAUUUCAGUGUUUCAACAUGCUGAUUUGGUGGGUGAAGCAGUCAUUUUUUCGAAGGUCUCUUAGACCACACUCUACUCUGACUUCAGAAAGUAGCCUCUCAGACUCAAAGGCCUUAUCUCACCGCUGGUACCUCAAUUUAUCACCCUAUUUACAGUUUUUCUAACUCCAGGAUAGUGUUAAUGUUUGGGAUAUAUUUUUCCAAAAACUAUUUUUAAAUCGAAUGCAGCUUCUAAAACUUGUAAUCUAGUGAAGACUGAUACUGUAAUAAGCUUUGUAUUUUUGCAGAGUUUUUGGGAGACGUGUGUUUCAGUUAUUUUAAGAUCCAGACCGUAUCAAUCAUCUGUCUAUUGACAGAGGUGUAUACCCCCUAAACAAUACAUGGAUUUAUUUAUAUAUGUCUUUGGAUUGUUUAUAUAUUCAUGCACAUAUCUGGGCAAGAGUUUUGUGAAUCUGAGCAUGUCUGUGGGUGUGUGUGGUGAAAGGGGAACGUUGCCACUUUCCCUUACUAGAAAAUGGAAAGGAACAGAUGGGAUGUAGAUGUAAAAAUAAAACUCUUUUUCUUCUGGAGGGUCCAUGUCUUACAGUAGCAGAUGAAGAAGCAAUGAGAAAUGACAAGAAUGUGACGCUGAAGGAGCAUUCAUGAUGGGGUCAAAAGUCUCCCCAGUUCCCUGUUAGUGACAUUAUUGACCAACAAACACAGAGGCCCCAUCCUCAGAUUUUAUUGGUGAUGGGGGCUCUUGGUGGGGAAUUUGAGAAGCUUGAAGCUCAGGCAGGACCCUGAGCUUCCCUGUUGGUGCUGCAGCCUUGCUGUUUACUGCUCUCCUUUCUGGGCAUGUUGCAUCCCAUGGGUGAGACUGGAAUUUCAAAUUUGGAGUAAAGAAAUCUAUUUAUGUCUUAGGUGGUACAGAGUCAUUUACGUGGUACAGAGUCAUCGCCAGGCCAGGAAAGCUUUCAUUUAGGCUUCCUUAAGAGGCUUGAAGGAAAACACUGAUGCUUCACAGGGACAAGGCUAAAGAGAAGUGUCAGAAUCAUUCUUCCACUGCCUUUGCAGUCUCCCUUGAAUUUUUUAAUUUAUUUUUGGUCUUUUUUUUUGUCUUUUUAGGGCCCCACCUGUGCAUAUGGAGGUUCCCAGGCUAGGGGUCGAAUCAGAGCUACAGCUUCUGGCCUACACCAGAGCCACAGCAAUGCCAGAUCUGAGCCACAUCUGCAACCUACACCACAGCUCACGGCAACCCCAGAUCCUUUAACCCACUGAGCAAGGCCAGGGUUCAAACCCGCAACUUCAUGGUUCCUAGUUGGAUUUGUUUCUGCUGUCCCACUGCAGGAACUCCACAGUCUCCCUUGAAUUUUAAAUUGCAUCCCUGGCGUUCCCAUUGUGGCUCUGUGGUAAUGAACCUGACUAGUACCCAUGAGGAUUCAGGUUCUAUUCCUGGCCUCUCUCAAUGGGGUAAAGCAUUGCCAUGACCUGUGGUGUAGGUCGCAGACGCAGCUCAGAUCCCGUGCUGCUGUGGCUGUGGUAUAGGCCAGCAGCUGCAGCUCUGAUUUGACCCUGGGAACAUCCAUAUGCCUUGGGUACAGCCCUCAAAAGACAUAAUUAAUUAAUUAAUUAAUUAAUUAGUGUCCUUCCUUUCUCCAGAGAGGGAGCAAGGAAAAGAAAAUUUGAGUGCUUCGAAGGAAAAUGCCAAAAUUCAAAAGGGGGCUAUGAUGCUGUUUCAGCUGCAUGUGGAACUGGGUAACCAGAUAUGACCAUGAGGAGGAGGCCAGGCACCUCAAACUCAUUCUCCUAACUGAGGUCACCCUGAGCAGGACCCAGUAUACCAGACCAGCUUUGGCCUGUGAGCAGUCGACUAGCCACUACAUAAAUAUAUGUCAGAUAAGGAAAUAAAGGAGUGGACAGGUAACCAGUUCAUUGUCUUCUUUUGAUUAUUGGGAGUGCAAAUGUUCAAUACAACUUGGGUAUUGGGAAUGUAAACAUUUAAUCUAAUUGAAUAAAUAAACGAAGAUCUUCAGCUGCUAAUGAAAGGAACCCAAUGCAAACUGGCCGGUGUAGGAUAGCUGUAUCUUAUGAAUCUUUCUCUUUCUCCCUCCUCUCUCUAGUUACUUAUACAUUGAGUAAUAGAUAUAAUCCAUGGACAGACCUAAAUAUAAUCACUUCAGCAUUAUUGGAAAUCUCUGUUAUUGCUGUUUUCCUCCAUGUUGGCCAUAUUCUCAAGCAGGCUUUUCCUACCCUGCAAACCCAAUGGAAAGAGCUUAUUUUUUCCCCAAUAACUGUGGGGAAAAAACCCUGCGAAGUUUUUCUGUAGGCUCCCUGGGGACCAUAUAUCCACACUGGAACCAAUCCUAAGGAGAUGCCGAGAUCAGAUUGGCUGGCCCUUGGUCACUGCCUUCUCCUGGAGGCAGGUGCUAGGUGAGUCAGUUCUAUUUCAUCUGCAAGGUCUGAAUGGGAGCAUGGGGUGCCUCAAGGUGAAAUCAGCAUGCUGUCACUAAAAAUUGAUGCUGGGUAGAAAAAGACAAAAACAAAAACAGAGCACUGAGCCAAAUGUAAGCUACUCAAAUAAAAAGGAAUUCGUUUUCAUAA
This is a messenger RNA of Sus scrofa (pig), 5420 nucleotides long. NCBI's taxonomy places the organism in Eukaryota, Metazoa, Chordata, Mammalia, Artiodactyla, Suidae. The record is from RefSeq and is a predicted model, not a curated record.